AUGGGCAGUGCUGUUAUGGACGAGAAAACCACCAUGGAAGCAGUUGAGCAUGUGGAUCAUAAACGCGAACCGUCGAUACUGGAUCCUGAGAAGCCGGUUGUGGUGAGGGAGGGCGCGGAUCGGUUUGGUGCGUAUGCGAAGACGGACCCGCUUGAGAUCGCUCUUGUGCGGAAGAUAGACUUGAUCAUGAUGCCCAUUCUAUGGGUCAUGUACUUCCUGAACUUCCUCGAUAGGAAUGCGAUGGUUAAUGCCAAGCUGAAUGGGAUGGAUAAAGAUCUGAAGCUCAAAGGAACGCAGUACAAUACUCUUGUUUCGAUUCUUUUCGUGGGGUAUCUGUUGGGACAGGUGCCGUCGAAUAUGAUUCUCAACAGAGUCAAGCCAGCGUGGUUCAUGGGAGGCUUCAUGAUGGCGUGGGCUCUUGUGUCUACCUUGAGUUGCCUCGUCAAAGACUACCACGGCAUGCUCGCUGUGCGUUUCCUCCUCGGAGUCGUGGAAGCACCAUUCUACCCCGGCGCGCUUUACAUGAUCAGUCAAUUCUACACACGCAAAGAGGUAGCCACGCGAAUGUCAAUUUUCUACACCGGCAACAUGCUAGCCAGCGCCUUCUCCGGGCUCAUAUCCGCAGGCGUGUUCUCCGGUCUAGACGGCGUGCAUGGCUGGGAGGGCUGGAGAUGGCUAUUCCUAAUCCAAGGCGUAAUCACCAUCUUCGUCGCCAUAGUGGGGAUAUUCCUCCUGCCCAAUGCGCCCCUGGAUACGUGGUGGCUCACGCCGGCACAGCGCCAGCUAGCACACGCGCGUAUCGAGCGCGAUAUCACUGAACGCCGGGCGGGGACGAGCACGAUGACGGGGCUGUGGGAAGCAGUUACUGAUUACCGCACUUGGUUGUUCUGCCUGAUGAUCAACUUGCAUCUGUCUGCGAAUGGGUUUAAGAACUUCAUGCCGACUGCUGUCAAGACGCUGGGCUUCAGCACGAACGUCACGCUUUUCCUAACAUGUCCCCCGUAUCUGGUAGCGACAUUUGCGUCGAUUGCCGUGUCCUGGUCAUCGGGACGGUACAACGAGCGCACGUGGCACAUCACGAUCUCGAAAGCGCUCGCCAUAAUCGGCUUCGCCGUUGCGUGGGGGACAUUGAACACAGGCGGGCGAUACUUCGCUAUGGUGCUGUUCGUCGGCGCCACGUACGGCGUCAAUAAUAUCGGGAUGGGCUGGGUUGCUUCGACGCUUGGUCAAACGAACGAGAAGAAGACUGUGGCUGUUGCGCUUGCGAAUUGCAUUGGCAAUGUUGCUAGUGUGUACACGCCGUACCUGUGGCCAGACUCGGACGCCCCGCGUUUUGGAACAGCCAUGGCUGCCAGUAUUGGGUUCUCGGCUGGGGUUGUUAUUUGCGCUUGGAUUAUGAAGUUCAUUUUGAUACGACAGAACAAGAAAAUCAGGGCAACGGAAUCUGAAGCUAAUAACUUUUAUGCGUACUAA
This is a messenger RNA of Lachnellula hyalina, 1473 nucleotides long. Its product is annotated as putative transporter. The transcript is spliced from 4 exons. The record is from RefSeq and is a predicted model, not a curated record. Gene Ontology annotation, biological process: transmembrane transport. Gene Ontology annotation, cellular component: membrane. Gene Ontology annotation, molecular function: transmembrane transporter activity. Lineage: Eukaryota; Fungi; Ascomycota; Leotiomycetes; Helotiales; Lachnaceae. The coding region runs from base 1 to 1473 and encodes 490 amino acids.